Molecule: messenger RNA, 1956 nt
Organism: Photinus pyralis (common eastern firefly)
Lineage: Eukaryota; Metazoa; Arthropoda; Insecta; Coleoptera; Lampyridae
Product: inactive rhomboid protein 1-like
Exons: 7
Coding region: 1-1956 (651 amino acids)
Biological process (GO): regulation of epidermal growth factor receptor signaling pathway; regulation of protein secretion
Cellular component (GO): endoplasmic reticulum membrane
Molecular function (GO): serine-type endopeptidase activity
Source: RefSeq, a predicted model, not a curated record
AUGAUAGUCUCCCAGCCUCGUAGGUCAAACUUUCCUCUAUCCAUGACAGCUUCUGACUGCCUUUUUGAUAAUAUUAUUGGUGCACCUAAUAUUUCUUUUCAUUUGCAGACAUUAACAAGACAUAGACCGCGACCAAGAUCCCAGAUUAACGAAAGAUCUCGAAGUUUCGCACCGGGUACAAGUUCGCACGAAUCCGCCCUCGAAGACGACGUGUUCUUCGAGCAACAGGCGCCUCCGGCAAGUCCGCCAUUCGACAAUACCUCAAGUGAUGAGCUCGACGCGAACCCUCCCGUAGAACAUCGAAAGACGUUGGAGGCGCCGAUACGCUACACCGCGACAACCGGAUGGAAGCGCAAUCCUCAACACGUCGUAAGGACCAGAGGAGAACAUCGAAAGGACGUGGGCGGGAGUAGAAUAUUUUCAUCUCUUCUAGAUAGCGUCUUAGACAAUUCUGAUCGGAGACAGUAUGGAAUGGGAUGGGUCGGCCGCAUGUUUGGGCGGUCAAUGAGGCGGUCAGUACAACAAGACGAAGAUAUACAACAGCAGCUUGACGAUUUAGAAGAUCAUCGGCCGAUGUUCACCUACUGGGUUACGACUGUGCAAAUACUGGUGCUCGCCAUUUCUCUGGUCUGUUACGGAUUCGGCCCAUUUGGUAUUGAAAUGAGGACCAGAUCCGCCCACGUGCUCGUACCGAGUUUGUCAUUACAACAGGUCGAUUAUUUAGAACCUGCAAAUUUUUGGUACGGUCCAAAGGCGGCAGAUUUAAUACAUCUAGGAGCAAAAUUUGCGCCGUGCAUGCGAAUCGACGAUAAAAUACAACAGCAAAUUGAGAAAACGAGGACAAAGGAACGCGAAACGGCGUGCUGCAUAAGGAAUGACCACUCCGGCUGUGUGCAAUCAUCACGAGCGGAUUGUUCAAAUACCAUAUCAACUUGGAAGAAAUGGACGCCAAGAGACGCGGGACCCGGCGGACGCAUUUCCGGUUCGGUCUGCGGUCUUGAUCCGAAGUACUGCGACGCGCCCGCAAGCGUGCAUCCCUACGAGUGGCCCGAUGACAUUACGAAGUGGCCGAUCUGUCGCAAAACGAACACGCAGUUUUCAAUCCAGAAGCACGUCCCGAAGGACAAAUCGGCCGAGCACAUGAUCUGCGAGGUGAUCGGUCAUCCGUGCUGCAUCGGCAUUCACGGCAUGUGCAAGAUCACGACGAAGGAGUACUGCGAUUUCGUGAGCGGGACGUUUCACGAGGAGGCGUCGCUUUGCUCGCAGGUUUCGUGCUUGGACGACGUGUGUGGAAUGGUGCCGUUUUACUUUCCCGAAGUUCCCGAUCAGUUCUAUCGAUUGUGGACGUCGCUCUUCCUGCAUGCCGGUAUUCUACAGAUGCUAAUCACCGCGGUGCUCCAGUGUCUGAUGAUGCGGGACUUGGAGAAGCUUACGGGAAGUUUGCGGAUCGCCAUCAUUUAUUUAGGGUCGGGAAUCGCCGGGAAUCUGGCGAGCGCCAUCUUCGUACCUUACCGGGCCGAUGUGGGACCAUCGGGAUCUCACUUUGGACUGUUGGCCUGCCACAUUGUAGAAGUCUUAAACGCGUGGCCAAUGCUAAAGCAUCCUAAUCAAGCCUUAUGCAAACUCCUUUCGAUCACCUUGUUCCUCUUCGUGAUUGGGCUAAUGCCUUGGGUCGAUAAUUACGCUCACUUGUUCGGGUUCGUUUUCGGUUUUUUGCUUUCGUACGCCCUCUUACCAUUCAUCACUUUCGGACCAUACGAUAGGCAAAAGAAAAUUGUUUUAAUUUGGGUUUGUUUAUUAUCGGCUGCGUUUCUUUUUAUCUGCUUAGUUCUCCUCUUUUACAUUAUACCAGUUUAUGACUGUGAAGUGUGUUCAUAUUUCAACUGCUUACCGAUUACUCGCGAUUUUUGUGCUUCACAAAAUAUUAACUUUAAGAGGGAAGAGUACAUAGUAUGA